This is a messenger RNA of Triplophysa rosa, 4920 nucleotides long. RefSeq names its product ring finger protein 150b (gene rnf150b). Lineage: Eukaryota; Metazoa; Chordata; Actinopteri; Cypriniformes; Nemacheilidae. The record is from RefSeq and is a predicted model, not a curated record. The coding region runs from base 297 to 1556 and encodes 419 amino acids. The transcript has 7 exons.
GUUUCUUGUUUUCCUCUGUUUUUAUCGCAGCAGCUGAAGGCCGUACACGUUCAACAUCAUGCUGCCGUCUCGCGUCUUUUUCUCGCGUUUACACCCGACCUGCGCGUUGCUCACUCGCGCAACAGGCUCUCGACUUUACUAAACAAACUAUUCUUGCGUGUAAGUGGGGUGUUUAUAUACUUUCAUAAUGGCUACCGAAUAUCGCGCCGCGUAGCGAGUCCGAGCCGCACAAAGAAAGAUUAUGGAGUGAGCGCGCGAGCAUAACCGUGAAAACAACAACAACAAUAAAUAACAGUAUGGCGUUAUCCGUGAUUCAAGCUUGUCGUAGUUUGGCUCUGUCCACCUGGCUGCUGUCUUUCUGUUUCGUGCAUCUGCUGUGUUUGGACUUCACGGUGGCGGAGAAGGAGGAAUGGUACACGGCGUUCGUGAACAUCACGUACGAGGAUCCGGACACGGCCGAGGUCCGAACGGAGAAAACGGAGUGCGGCCGUUACGGCGAGCACGCGCUCAAGCGCGAGGCCAGGGGCGUGCUGGCGAUGCCCGCCGCGCCACAGGACAGACACGCUUGCGACCCCAACACCAGGUUCGUGCCGCGGGGACCCGGCGCGUGGAUCGCGCUUAUCAGCCCGGGAAACUGCACGUUUAAGGAUAAAAUCAAACAUGCUGUGGGACACAACGCGUCAGCCGUGGUCAUAUUCAACGUGGGAUCUUCCAACUCCAAUGAGACCAUAACAAUGCCGCAUCCAGGCACUGGUGACGUGGUGGCCAUCAUGAUUCCAGAGCCGAAGGGUCGUGAGCUGGUUCUGCUCCUGGAGCGAAACAUCACUGUCCGCAUGCACAUCACCAUAGGAACACGGAACCUCCAGAAAUACGUCAGCCGCACCUCCGUAGUCUUCGUCUCCAUCUCCUUCAUCAUCCUCAUGAUCAUCUCUUUGGCCUGGCUCGUCUUUUACUACAUCCAGCGCUUCAGAUACGCCAACGCCAGAGACCGCAACCAGCGGAGACUGGGGGACGCCGCCAAGAAAGCCAUCAGCCAGUUACAGGUGCGGACCAUCAGGAAAGGCGAUCAGGAGACAGAAAGUGAUUUCGAUAACUGUGCCGUGUGUAUCGAGGGAUAUAAGCCGAACGACGUGGUGAGAAUCUUACCGUGCAGGCAUCUCUUUCAUAAAGGUUGUGUUGACCCCUGGUUGGUGGAUCAUCGCACGUGUCCCAUGUGUAAAAUGAACAUUCUCAAAGCUCUCGGCCUUACGUCCAGCGCAGAAUGUCUGAAUGAGUUUCCUAUGGAUUACGAGCUCGCUGUGGGGGGCGUGGCUCUCAACGCCAUGGUGAUGAGUGAUGAUGUCAUGGUGGGCGAUGUCACCGGUGGGUGGGACCCUGGUGUCAGGAUGGUGGGUCUCCCUCAGGUCCUCUUGGACUCUGAACCUCUUUCACAGGACACUUUGCCAACCGAGCAAAGUGAACUACAGCCGAUAGCCAGCGGCAGUUCUGAAUGCUCGCUCGCUACAGGGCCGGGACUCUCGGACAUUGACACACCCCCUGAUGACCCGAAGUGCUGAUCUAGCCACGCCCACUCAUGUUACGCAUCAGUAGUUCGGUUUGCCCACGGCAACCGGAAUGGGUGACCACGGCGACGGGCUUCGACAGGUUGAAUGGGCUUUAAUCUGAGUGGAAUUUUGGCUGGUGAUAAUAUAACAUGCACUGCCCGUCAUACACACACCUUGACCCUCAGACGACAGUUUCCCCUUCCUCUUUCUUCCUGUAAAGCAGGGUUCCCUUUCCGGAAAUGGCCAGAGCCCCAAAGUGUGCACACUAGAGUGCACGCAAGAGUAUGCACUUGAGUUAAAGCACUUGUUCAGUAUUGGCAGACAAUCCAUUCCGCUCUGCUCGACAAUCAGAUCGUCCUCCUCCUCUCUUUCCUACCGUCGUGACGUUCGCUGCCUGUAUUACUGUCGUCUCUGAUGCCGAUCCAGAGAGAAGAACACGCUAAAGACUAUUUUGAAUCUGAAGUAAAGUUGGUUUAUUUUUCUACAGAGAUGUGUUUGAGUUGUGCAGUAUUGAAAGUCUGGCCGUAUCGGAGACGCACGUCUGAGCGCUUGGGUUUGACCGAAGGCUGCUGGCGUGAGCUAUUGAUGGACAUUGUUGAUUCUACGUGCGUGUUAAAAAAGGAACCGUGGAACUUUCUAGAAAGAUCCUGUGGAGCGGGUCAUGUGAUGUUUGCCAUGCAUGCCACAUGUCCUGUCCACCUGUGUUUGGAUUCUAGUGGAUUCCAUUUAAAGAGAUCAUUCACGCACAAAUGAAAAUCUCCGUCAUUGUGUUUCCACCCUCGUGUACAUCCAAACUCACACGUGCGGUUUUCCUCUUCCAGGAACAUGAUAGAGAGUCUUUAAAAAAGUCUCAUGAAAGUGUGUGCGUGUUGCUUACGCCGUCUGUGGUUAUACAGACAAGCUUCAUUAAAAAUGCAAAACUUCUGCUUUGCAUUUGACAGAAAGCAGUAUAUGGGUUUACAGACACACGAGGGUGAGAGUAAAUGACGGCGUUUUCAUGCGUGUGUGUGUGAAUCUGCCACUCAUUCUUCUUCGUUUGGUUUAACUAUAUAUUGUAAAUAGGAGAAUAAGUUUUGUCAUUCAUUUUCUCCUUGAUUGCCAAGUUUUCUGUCAUGCACUUUAUGUAUUUAAAGGUUUUUGUUUGGUAUUCAGAUUACGAGGUUUGUAUAUUUACACACACAUCACACAGUUAUUAUUAUAGACGCGCCACAAAUAACCUCUAACACACACAAAUACACACAGUAUUUCACCCUUCUUUUGUGAUAAACGCACAUACAGGGCCCAUGGUUAAUAUUUUGCACGCGUUUCAGUCAGACUGUGCUUUGAAUAUUAAUAAAUUUGAAUGUAUGUUUUUUUGAGUCUUUUUUAUUUACAAAGUAUUACAGUAUUUGCUGAGCAGCAUAAAACACGAUCUCAUUCAUGUGAUGUUACAAGAUGCAGUUCCUUCCAUUUGUUUCAAGGCAAUUCCACCAUAAUGACAUGAAUCUCAAACAUCGAGUCCACUACUGAACAUUCAAACAUUUUUAAACGACAGAGACUUGAAUAUUAUGUCCUGGAUUUGUGGAGAAAGUUUAUCCCGUUGUAAUACGUGAAGUGGUGCUUUAGACAGAUGAUGGAAAACAUGCUCGUUUGUGUCUGUGUUCUUCAUCUGAGGAAAAGGAGAACAUCAGACUUUUAACACAGAUUCAGAACAGAGGUUUUGAUCAGCGAAUCGACAGUAAAGAAUCGUUUUCAGGUAAGAGAAAUAGGGAAAAAACAAGCAAGCGUCACUUAUGGUGAUUUACCUCAUGAACGAAUGAGAGGAACUGGAGAGAUGCAAACGUAAUGCAUGUUUCUGGCAUCUUUAAAGGACAUUUUUCAAAUGCAUCUUAUUUUUAUGCGCAUAAACUGCAUGUUUUCAGCGGUUAACAACUGACCUUUUAGUUUCACUGAGAGCUUCAGCAAAUUUGUGUCUGAUCAUAACACUUGCCAGAGCGUCUGCCACCUGAGAAAACAAGCGCAUGACAUGAUAACCUGCCAUUCAUCAUUACAGGUACAACCUGAGCAUUAAAAUCUGUAUGAACUCAAUGUUUAUAAGUAUUCAGUUGUUUUCAGAUGGUAUAUGUACUGAAAACAAUUACAUCUUGUCCAGUAUUUUUUGUGAGUUCAUUAAAAUGUAGGUGCUGUUGACUGACUUCAUCCGAUAUGUCCUCAUGCACCGCGUGGCCACAAGGGGGCAGAACCUGCAUCAACCCGAACAAACUGGAUUAAUCUCUAUAAUUCAACCACUUUAGCUUUUUAUUUGUAUUAAAAUGAUCUUUUGUCUGUAUUAACAUUCAGAUGUACAUUUUUGUGGAGGCUGCUGGUGACGCGGUACAUGUUACUUUACUCAUCGUUGAUAGCAUGCUAACGCGAUCGACCAAUCAGAGUAGUUUCUCAAAACUGGAUCAACAUUUGGCUGCCAAGCACAAGUAUGUUUUUUGUAAGUGUCCUGUUAUUUGCAAGCAGCUCAAUGGAUGACAGAAAAACAGUUUUAAACAUGUCUCGCUAGAAACAGUUAUAGAGAAUGUGAAGCUGACGUCACGCCCUAUGUUGCAUGUUGCAGUGGCGCCGCCAUCUUGGGAGGAUCAUACUCCACUGCUAUUAUUGUUUUGAUAUAUACCGUUACUUGUUUUGUUUGAUAUAUAUGGAGAAAUCGAAAGUAAAGGAACUUCCUGAACGACUGCGUAAUACUAUUGUUUUUAACUACAGUUUUUAACACCGCAAGACCGACCUACCAUAGUUAUAUUUCCCAAUCAAACAAGAAAAACAAAACACUGCAUUGAACACACUGGCAGCCAUCCUCCCAAGAUGGUGCAACAUUCAACACGGCGUGACGUAGCUUCACAUUCUCUAUUGAUCAACACUUGAACUCUAACUCACCCUGCAUUUGUCCAAUGGUCAGAUCUCUGUCGAGUUGAUCAAUGCCUGAACACACGGAACAUUUCGCACUCAACUUUAAUAAUGUAAUCAUAUUUUCUGACUGUUUAUAACAUCUUACUUUCUUGCAUAAGCAUGAAUGAUUUUCUUCAACUAAAUCAUUUAUGGAUUUAUUUAUGAAAACUAAACGAUGUCCCAUAUAUUUAUGUCUAUUAUAUUUGCACUACGAAAAAAAUAUGUUGUUGAAUAUUAGAUUUGUUUGCUUUUAUCUUGUAGAUCAUUCAUUAGUUUGGUUGUGUCGUGGGGAUCAGUGAUUUGACAAAAAUGUUGCGUUUAUAAUUUUGGUCAGUGUAGAAUAAUUUAAAAAAUAGAUUUUCUUUUGUCCCAAUCGAAGAAAAGCAUGAUUUGGAUAUUUUGUGAUAUCCUGUGUCUCUUUUCACAACUUUGUUGCUUAUUGUUGCCAUUUUGAUCAUGGUGA